AAAAUCUAAGAGAAGAGUCCCCAUGGGAGUCUUCUUCUCCUAUGAGUCCGGGUGGGAAACGGACUCCUAGGGCAGGCCGGCGUCGGGUGGAAGUCCUCUAUAAAAGGAACCUCUCCCCUCCAGGGCACUCAACCACGAGUUAUCCCUCUUCUUCCAUGUGGAGCUAGCUGAAUCCUAGCGUUGCGCCUGACGGAAGGAAUUUGAGGCCGGAGAAUCUCGCCGGAGCUCAGAGCGAGUAGUUGAGAAAGAAGACGAAGACGAUGGCGUCGGCAGCUGAGAUAGAGAAGAAGAUCGUUCUAAGAAGCUCAGACGGCGUGGAAUUUGAAGUGGAGGAGCCAACGGCGAGGCAGUCGAAGUUGAUCGGCAACAUGAUCGACGAUGGCUGCGCGGAGAACACGAUCCCUCUCUUCAACGUCGAUGCCAAGACCCUCGACAAGGUGAUCGAGUACUGCAGGAAGCAUGCCGGCACCACCAGUGCACUCGGCGAAUGCCAUAAUACCGACAAGGAGAUCGAGAGCUGGGAUGCUGCAUAUAUUGAUGUAGAUCAGACCAUCCUUUAUGACAUUCUUCUGGCUGCCAAUUAUCUCGAUAUCAAGGCUCUCUUGGACCUUGGAUGCGAACAAGUGGCUAACAUGAUGAAGGCGAAGAGAGCGGAGGAGAUCCGUAAGAUUUUUAAAAUUAAGAAUGACUUCACUCCAGAGGAGGAGGAAAAGAUCCAAAUGGAGUACCCGUGGGCCUUCAACUGAAAGUGUAGGCUUUCAACUCAAGAUAUCAUGCUACAUAGUAUGUGGUCAAAUGGUGACAAAAGAAAGCUAAAAAAGUUUUUAGUUCUUAUUUAAGUUGGUUUGCUGAACUAGGGUAUGUGGUGGAUAGAACCUAGAAGCUAUAGCUAACUUUCGGCAAUAGCUUGCUUUUAAGAUCUUUUUAUUAGUUUUGUUCUUUAGUUUGUUUAGCUACAUGAUCCAAACACAUGUUCCAUGAUAUGUUAAUGACUAUAAAGCUUUGAAUACUUUCAAGUAUUGAUAAAUUUGUGCUAUGAGAUACUAAUUUUAUAGUCA
Molecule: messenger RNA, 1058 nt
Organism: Elaeis guineensis (African oil palm)
Lineage: Eukaryota; Viridiplantae; Streptophyta; Magnoliopsida; Arecales; Arecaceae
Product: SKP1-like protein 1A
Biological process (GO): ubiquitin-dependent protein catabolic process
Source: RefSeq, a predicted model, not a curated record